Molecule: messenger RNA, 1740 nt
Organism: Cuscuta campestris
Lineage: Eukaryota; Viridiplantae; Streptophyta; Magnoliopsida; Solanales; Convolvulaceae
Source: the annotation of a GenBank genome assembly
GACAAGACUAUAUUAUUUUAUGAAAUGACUAGUAAAAUUGAGCAAACAAAGUGAGUAAAGUUUGACCCUGUGAAAAGUAUCUGGGAAGAUCUAUGGUGGACAGAGAGAGUACUACAAAAUAAAAUGUGUAAUUUUUUUUCGAGGAGGGAGUAUUACAAUUUACAAGAGGUAAUUCACGAGCCCAAAUCACACUUUGACCAGCUCAUUUCCCUUCCAAGACCGAUCACAAGAACAUCAAUGGAGAAGAAAGAGAACCCGAAGAUGAAUAUCGCGAUUAUCCACCCCGAUCUGGGAAUCGGUGGAGCUGAAAGGCUAAUUGUUGAUGCUGCUGUCGAACUUGCCUCUUGCGGACAUAAUGUUCAUGUUUUUACAGCACAUCAUGACAAAAAUCACUGUUUUGAGGAGACUCUUUUGGGAAACUUUAAUGUAAAAGUAUAUGGCUCGUUCCUACCCCGGAAUAUAUUCUAUAGACUUCAUGCAGUAUGUGCAUACUUGAGGUGCAUAUUUGUCGCUCUUUCGGUGUUGUUUCUAUGGCCAUCAUUUGACAUCGUUCUAGCGGAUCAAGUCUCUGUUGUCAUUCCUCUUAUGAAGCUGAAAAAAACAAUGAAGGUUGUUUUCUACUGCCAUUUUCCAGAUCUCUUAUUGGCUCAGCAUACAACCGUUCUUAGGAGGAUAUACCGCAAGCCCAUAGAUUUUAUAGAAGAAAUGACAACAGGUAUGGCUGAUUUGAUCUUAGUCAAUAGCAAGUUCACAGCUUCUACUUUUGCAAACACGUUCAGGCGUCUAAAUGAACGUGGAGUUAGACCAGCCGUGCUGUACCCAGCAGUCAAUCUUGACCAAUUUAAUGAACCUCACGAUACUAGGUUAAACAUUCUAUCUAUCAACCGCUUUGAAAGGAAAAAGAAUAUAGAAUUGGCAAUAUCUGCCUUUGCCAGGCUCUAUAACCACGAAGAGGGUAAUAAUCAUCAAUGCCCUAAUGUGGCUGAAGCUUCAUUAACUAUUGCAGGUGGAUAUGAUGAACGAUUAAGAGAGAACGUUGAUUAUCUAAAGGAGUUGAAGCUCCUGGCCAAAAGAGAAGGUGUUUCGGACCGAGUUAGCUUUGUUACUUCUUGCUCUACUGCUGAAAGGAAUGAGCUUCUCUCUCAAUGUCUGUGUGUUCUUUAUACACCAAAGGACGAGCAUUUUGGCAUUGUUCCUUUGGAAGCAAUGGCGGCAUAUAAACCCGUAAUAGCGUGCAACAGUGGAGGUCCAGUAGAGACAGUGGACCACGGUGUGACGGGCUUCCUGUGUGAUCCAAGCCCACAAGAGUUCUGCUCAGCCAUGGCGAAAUUCGUCUCGGAUCCUUGUUUGUCUGUGAAGAUGGGCCUGAAUGCCCGUCAGCACGUUGCAAAGACCUUCUCGACCAAAAUAUUUGGCCACAAUCUCAACGCCUAUCUUAUUGGUGUCGCACGGGGGAAGGAUGACUGAUCUAUGCAAUAGAAUAGGCGAAAAAGAUAAGUCACGCCACAUAUGAUACCAUUUUGGACGCCAUUGUGAUUUGUGUCUCAUAGACACACAGACAGACAGUGCAAAACUUCAUACAGUUUCACACUGUUUGAGAGACACAAUGGUGUUAAAACUCAGGCACUUCCAAGUAGUUUUGGUUUUCCAACUUUGCCCAUUUAAAUUGGAAUUGAAGGCUCAAAGAUGAUAUCCACUUGUUCUUGGAGUUUUUCCCCUAAACAAAUCUUCUCAAGCAGU